AUGGGUGAAUUCCUGUUCAACAUCGAUCAUGGCUAUUUGGAGGCCCUGAUUCGCGGCUUCAGGUGUGGACUUCUUUCGCAGACUGAUUAUGCGAACCUCGUCCAAUGUGAAACACUAGAAGAUUUGAAGUUGCACAUACAGUCUACCGACUACGGGAACUUCCUUGCUAAUGAACCAGGGUCGAUCACGGUUCAAGUAAUUGAUGAACGUUUGAAAGAGAAAUUGGUUACUGAGUUUACACAUUUAAGAAACAAUGCUCUUGAACCUCUCGCAACAUUCUUGGAUUAUAUUACAUAUUCUUACAUGAUCGAUAACAUUAUCCUUCUCAUCACUGGUACACUUCAUCAACGACCUAUCUCGGAACUUAUCAGCAAAUGCCAUCCACUGGGUUCAUUCGAACAGAUGGAGGCGAUACACAUUGCAUCCACGCCGGCCGAGCUCUACAAUGCCGUUCUCGUCGACACACCACUUGCAAAUUACUUUGUGGAUUGCAUUAAUGAACAAGAUUUGGACGAAAUGAACGUUGAACUAAUCAGAAAUACACUGUACAAAGCAUAUAUUGAGGACUUCUACAAUUUUUGCAAAAAGCUGGGAGGCACCACAGCUGAAGUUAUGUGUGAAAUUCUUGCUUUCGAGGCUGAUCGCAGGUCUAUCAUUAUCACGAUUAACUCGUUUGAUACAGAACUGAGCAAGGAUGAUCGUGAAAAGUUGUAUCCUAGGUGUGGCAAAUUAUAUCCUGAAGGACUAUCUGGCCUUGCUCGAGCAGAUGACUACGAACAAGUGAAGCAGGUUUGCGAAUUCUAUUCGGACUACAAACCACUAUUUGAUAGUUCUGGUAAUUCAUCCGGUGAGAAGACACUAGAGGACAAAUUCUUUGAACACGAGGUGAAGCUCAAUGUGCAAGCAUAUCUCCACCAGUUCCAUUUUGGUGCUUUCUAUGCCUUUAUUAAGUUGAAAGAGCAAGAGAUGCGUAAUAUAAUUUGGAUCGCCGAGUGCAUCUCUCAGCGACACCGUACUAAAAUCGAUAACUACAUUCCAAUUGUGUAA
Molecule: messenger RNA, 1047 nt
Organism: Angiostrongylus costaricensis
Lineage: Eukaryota; Metazoa; Nematoda; Chromadorea; Rhabditida; Metastrongylidae
Source: the annotation of a GenBank genome assembly